AUUUCUGCAAGCUACAUGGAAAUGGGAAGCCAGAGUUACUUCAGGGCUUUGAUUCUUUGUCUUUUGGCAUUAAUUGCUUCAAAUCAUGCUCAACUGCAGCUGGGUUUUUAUGCUAAGAGCUGUCCAAAAGCUGAGCAAAUCAUUUUAAACUUUGUUCAUGAGCAUAUCCACAAUGCUCCAUCACUUGCAGCUGCCAUAAUAAGAAUGCAAUUCCAUGACUGUUUUGUUAGGGGAUGUGAUGGUUCAGUCCUUCUGAACUCAACAACAAAUCAAGCUGAAAAGAAUGCUCCUCCAAAUCUUACAGUCAGAGGCUUUGACUUCAUUGACAGAGUAAAGAGCCUUGUUGAAGCUGAAUGCCCUGGUGUAGUUUCUUGUGCUGAUAUAAUAGCUUUGGUUUCAAGAGACUCUAUUGUAGCCACAGGUGGACCCUUUUGGAAAGUUCCAACAGGUAGAAGGGAUGGGGUCAUAUCUAAUUUAGUAGAAGCCAGAAGCAGCAUUCCUGCACCAUUUCACAACUUCACCACCGUCCAAACACUAUUUGGCAAUCAGGGACUUGAUUUAAAAGACUUGGUCCUGCUUUCUGGUGCUCACACAAUUGGUGUAUCACAUUGCUCAUCAUUCUCAAGCCGCCUAUUCAAUUUUACUGGCAAGGGUGAUCAAGAUCCAGCACUUGAUAGUGAAUAUGCAAAAAAUCUUAAGACCUUCAAGUGCAAGAACAUCAAUGAUAACACCACAAAAGUUGAGAUGGACCCUGGAAGUCGCAAGACAUUUGAUCUUGGCUACUAUGGUCAAGUGGUUAAGAGAAGGGGUCUAUUUGUGUCAGAUGCUUCAUUGUUGACUAACACUGUUACAAAGUCAAUGGUCACUGAACUUCUUCAUGGGUCACUUGAAAAUUUCUAUGCUGAAUUUGCCAACUCAAUGGAGAAAAUGGGACGAAUUAAAGUCAAGACCGGGACAGAAGGAGAGAUCAGGAAGCAUUGUGCACUUGUAAAUAGUUAA
Molecule: messenger RNA, 999 nt
Organism: Gastrolobium bilobum
Lineage: Eukaryota; Viridiplantae; Streptophyta; Magnoliopsida; Fabales; Fabaceae
Product: peroxidase 39-like
Exons: 4
Coding region: 16-999 (327 amino acids)
Biological process (GO): response to oxidative stress; hydrogen peroxide catabolic process
Cellular component (GO): plant-type cell wall; plasmodesma
Molecular function (GO): heme binding; peroxidase activity
Source: RefSeq, a predicted model, not a curated record